Molecule: messenger RNA, 672 nt
Organism: Lobosporangium transversale
Lineage: Eukaryota; Fungi; Mortierellomycota; Mortierellomycetes; Mortierellales; Mortierellaceae
Exons: 3
Coding region: 1-672 (223 amino acids)
Source: RefSeq, a predicted model, not a curated record
AUGAAUCCUACCAGGUCCAGUUACGUCGAAUACGGUACAGGAAACAUGUUGAAUCUGGAUGCUGGUACAAUUAAACGUAAAAUUGACUCCAACGAAUAUGACGAUGAGAUAAAUCAGGAAGUUCAGCCAAAUGGAAAGCGAGCAUGCAGUACUCUGAACCAGGUCAAACAAUUCUCUCCAUUCGGGUCCACAUUUAGUCACCAGACUCUCCAUUCAACUUCCAAUGGACAAGCCUGGCCUCAACCUCACACAAGCAACCCACCAGCUUUUUCCAAUACUGCAACCUUCAACUCAAGUACAGCCACCCAUGCUGAUCCCUCAACUCAGUCGUCUGUGUUUAUUGCCCCCUCUUCUAUGGAUAUCGAUAUGGAAUUGACGCCUACCACUGCUCGUGAUUCUUCUUCUAUACUCCAGAACCCCAAUACAUUUCAUAACUCGGCAGCUUCUUCCUUGGUGAACCAAAAGUCCCAUCAUACCAACAAUAACUAUAACAAUUCUAGCAACACAAAUGGCAACACUCAAAACGAGUACGUUCCUGUGCAUGGACGCUCUAUGGAGAUUCCUUCAUAUACUCGUGCGCCAUUGAACGAGGUCCGUAAAUAUAGGGACCAGCGAUGGAGCUCUUGUAUUUACGGAACAGACAGUCGCAUUGGACAGGGCAUGAUGAUCUAA